GGCACGAGGUGAGCGAGUUUGAGCGGCUAAGGAGAAGCCAGUCCGGAGGAUGCAACGCGGCGCUUUGCAAGGUUGCACAGGCUCGCUGUCGCGGUGUAUAAAAGCUGGCCGUAAGGCCGCCUUCUAAUUCAUAACCCAGCUCAGCGAGGAGCGUGCCCGGUGGAGCAGUGGCCAAGCCACCUCGGAUAGUUCUCCUUUGCUACAGAGAAGCAAUUGAAGAGGCUCCUGCACAGAGCAUCACUUUCCAGCCGCGCUUUGAGCUUGCCGCGGACGCAACGGGGAGAAAGAGGCUGCCCCCUCCCCACCUACUCCCUUCGGCUGGGCCGGCUGGAGCAACCGCCUGAGAGUGAUUGCCUCCAGGACUUCGGGAGCAGCAGAUCGCCUUUGCCUCCCCCCCCCCACAACACACACGCCCACGAGUUCGCUCUUUUAAGGAGAAGUGCCUGAAAAGAGCGAGUCGGUGGUUUCCAUAGUGAUGGAACAGAAAGUGCAGGAAAUUUAAAGACGCUGGAUCCUCGCGCAGCAGACAAACUGGUGCCAACGUGCGUGGCGGCGGCGGCGGCGGCUGUUGCAAACUGCAAAGAGACGGGAGCCGAAUGGAAGUUUGCAGAGGUCUCUCCUGAGUGACGCGGCGCGCAACUCCUUAAGUCCGGAGACAGAACAAUUGCAUGGGGCACCCUACGCUUCUCGCUUUCUGCACCGGGCUGCCGAGUUUCACGAUCAGCAUUCCUUACUUCUAAACGGCGCUCUCUUUUUUUUUCUUUUUUUGCUGCUGCUGUUGCCUACUCACCGGAUCCGAGGAAAGGCGUUUGGGCAAGGAGGCUGCAGCCGCUGAAGGCAAGCGGCAGGGGACGGACCCUCCUCUCCUGCCCCUCCUUGCUUGGAUACCCUCACCUCCUUUCUCCGGCCGAUGUCUCUGCUCAGGCCCGCUUCUGUGUGAACCCUGCCCCCUUUCCCCUCCAUCCAUCCCUCUGUCUCUCUCUCCGAGCAUGGAUCACCUUCGGUGGCUGGUGAGGCUUUACGCGUUGGCGGUUCUCCUAGGUUUCCGGCUGGAACAGGGCGCUUGCCAGCACUACCUCCACAUCCGACCGGCCCCCAGCGACAAUUUGCCCUUGGUGGAUCUAAUCGAGCAUCCGGACCCUGUCUUCGAUCCCAAGGAGAAAGACCUGAACGACACGCUGCUGAGGACCCUGCUGGGCACCCACUUCGACCCGAGCUUCAUGGCGAUCUCCUUGUCCGAAGAUCGUCUCGGAGGGGACGACCUAGCCCAGCUGGACCUGCUGCUGCGGCAGAGGCCCUCCGGAGCGAUGCCCAGCGAGAUCAAAGGUCUGGAGUUUUACGACGGGGGGCUCCAGGCCAGCAAAAAGCACCGGCUGAGCAAGAAGCUCCGUCGGAAGCUGCAGCUCUGGCUGUGGUCUCACACCUUCUGCCCGGUCCUCUACACGUGGAACGACCUCGGCAGCCGCUUCUGGCCCCGCUACGUGAAGGUGGGCAGCUGCUUCAGCAAGCGCUCUUGCUCCGUCCCGGAAGGCAUGAUUUGCAAGCCGGCCAAAUCCAUGCAUCUGACCAUUUUGCGGUGGAGGUGCCAGCGCCGCGGGGGGCAGCGUUGCACGUGGAUCCCCAUCCAGUACCCGAUCAUUUCCGAGUGCAAAUGCUCCUGCUAGGGUGGGGGAGCCGCAACGCGUGUGCGCCCUCCGCUCCAGUCGCCGCCAACGUCCCGAGGAAAAGAACAAGCCAAAGCAACACCUUGCCUCUUUUUCGCACCGAACCAUCCGGCCCGCCAAGCCGGGCUUUUGGGUCGACUUCAAGACGCUACAAAAGAGAUGGACGUUGGCCUCCCCGUUGAAAUGUUGCACUGCUCCGGGUUGUGCAAGCCAGGCAACUUUUUGCUUUUGUGUAAAGGCGAGCGUGCGUCACGAAAGACCUGGGAGAGUCCUUGCGCGCGCGGACCCUCUGCCCUGGAAGACCACCCAAACGCCUCUGAAAGCAGGUCAGUGUCACACCGCGAACUCUCCUCGUCUGCUGUACUAUUAAGAGUAGAUUCGCCCGGAUCAUCGCGAUUGAAGUUUUCUCCACCCACCUCCCCGUCUUUAAUUUAUAUUCCAGGAAGAAGCGUUUGGAGGAUUUAAAAACAAACGCUCCUCAAAUCUUGGUUGUUGGAUUUUUUUGUGUUUUUUUUUUUUUUUUGCAAAGGCUUUUUUUUAAAGAAAAAAGAAAAGAGGACUUUUAACAUAAAACAUUUUAUUAUAAAUGGAAAUAUUUUCCAUUCUUUGGGGGUGGGAAGUCUUUUGAGUGAUUUGCGUGUGAAUUUUUUUACAGACUUCCGAGGUUAUUACUAACGAUACUAUGAUGAAAGGUUAAGACACCUUGUUACUGUUGUACAUAGCGGGUUUGGUGUUAUUGUUUUUUUUUUUUCUUGGAACGUCUUUUAUCUUCUGUACGUGAAAGAGAGUUUGCUAUUUAUUCUUUAUAUUCAUUCCCUUGUAGUCGAAAAGUUCAGCUCAAAAUUAAAAUCAACCACUAAAAGAUCAAACCCUCCUUGGAUUCUUGUGGGGCGCGGUUGGGGAGGGGGGGCGCCGGCCGAGGCGGCGUGCGGCUUGAGAGGCGAAGGCACCGCCCCCUCCCUCUUUCCCAGCAGCGCCACCUUCCUUGGAAGCCGGUCCCGCCGGGUCGGAUCGGCGCGACUUCCCAGCCAGCCCGCUCCGCUCUGCUUGGGAGCGGGAGAAGAACUCUGGAAGGCGCGCUGCUUGUUUGUUUGCUCGCUUCUCCGCCGCCCCGCAUUUGGCCGUCGCCCCCUUUGGAAGGCGCGAGGCAGACGCCUUCGGAGAGACGGCGGCGGGAGGCGGGUCCCGAAAAGGAGGGGGGAGCCGGGUGGUUGCCGCUUUUGACAUCUCAUUUACCAGGAGCCACGUGUCUCUGACACCUACCCUUGUGGCCGAGCCCCGCUGAAACUCGAGCCCCGACGGCGCGUUCUUUGGCGCUCGCUGCAGACAGUCGCCUAUCCCGGGCACGGCCGAGGCAGCGCCCCUCUCCGCUUAUCCGCCCCUUUUCUCUUUAACCCUUUCCCUUCGGGAAGGGGAGCGCUCGCCCGGCGGGAAAUUUCCCUGCCUUUCCCUUGCUUUCUCC
Messenger RNA from Crotalus tigris (Tiger rattlesnake), 3126 nucleotides. It is a transcript of the gene NOG, whose product is annotated as noggin. The record is from RefSeq and is a predicted model, not a curated record. The transcript has a single exon. NCBI's taxonomy places the organism in Eukaryota, Metazoa, Chordata, Lepidosauria, Squamata, Viperidae. Gene Ontology annotation, biological process: osteoblast differentiation; dorsal/ventral pattern formation; negative regulation of BMP signaling pathway. The coding region runs from base 990 to 1664 and encodes 224 amino acids.